Messenger RNA from Mya arenaria, 1717 nucleotides. Its product is annotated as proteasomal ubiquitin receptor ADRM1-B-like. Gene Ontology annotation, cellular component: cytoplasm; proteasome regulatory particle, lid subcomplex; nucleus. NCBI's taxonomy places the organism in Eukaryota, Metazoa, Mollusca, Bivalvia, Myida, Myidae. Gene Ontology annotation, molecular function: endopeptidase activator activity; ubiquitin binding; proteasome binding. Bases 31 to 1206 code for a protein of 391 amino acids. The record is from RefSeq and is a predicted model, not a curated record. The transcript has 10 exons. Gene Ontology annotation, biological process: ubiquitin-dependent protein catabolic process.
UCUUUCGGUUCAAUUGCCGAAACAAUUAAAAUGGCGUCAGGUGCAUUAUUUGGUGGCUCAACCGGUCGCUCUCAGAGCAAACAUUUGGUAGAAUUUCGAGCUGGCAAGAUGCACAUGAAGGGUAAAAUGGUUCAUCCUGACAAGAGGAAGGGAAUGGUGUACGUUCACCAGUCGGACGACUCGCUGAUGCACUUCUGUUGGAAGGACCGUACAACCGGAAGUGUGGAAGAUGAUCUGAUCAUCUUCCCUGAUGACAUCGAGUUCAAGCAUGUGAAACAGUGUACGACUGGAAGGGUGUUUGUUCUCAAGUUUAAAUCCUCCACUAGGAAAUUCUUCUUCUGGAUGCAGGAGCCCAAGUCUGACAAAGAUGAGGAAUACUCAAAGAAAGUGAAUGACUAUCUGAACAACCCACCCACUCCUGGAUCUAGCAGAGGUGGUGGUGGUGGUAGUGGACUGCCAUCUGAACUUGCCAACCUGGGUGACUCUGACAUCCAGAGCAUCCUGGGAGGGAUGAGCCAGCAGCAGCUCAUGCAACUCCUUGGAGGUAUGGGUGGGCCUGGUGGAGGAUUGUCUGCCCUUAUGGGGCGUCCUGGUAGUGCCCAGUCAACGGCCUCUGAACCACCUCUGAGGGUGCAAUCGUCCCCAGGGACAAGAGGCGGGUCAUCAGAGACCCCCACCCAGCAACGCCCAGUGACAGCAGCUGCUCUACCCUCACAGACUACCACAACAGCUGCUCCUACUGGUGGUACCAGUAGCGCCCCAGCUCAGGCAAGCAGUGGCAGCAGCAAGCCAGCAAUUCAGCUGAGUGACCUUCAGAAUAUACUCUCCAACAUGACUGUUCCUGCAGAGAAAGGUGCCAUAGACCUGUCCCAAGCCCUGGAACCGGAGUCAAUGGUUCCCAUCCUGGCCAAUGCGGAUGUCCAACAACGCCUAAUCAAGUACCUCCCUGAGGGCGAAGUCCUGCCCAAAUCUGAGGCAGAGCUGCGUUCCACCAUCGCCUCACCCCAGUUCAAACAGGCACUGUCCUCAUUCAGCUCAGCCUUGCAGUCGGGACAGCUGGGCCCCCUGAUGACCCAAUUUGGACUCGGCGAAGAUGUGGCAAAUGCCGCUGCGCAAGGAGACUUGGAGGCAUUUGUCAAGGCGAUGCAGGCCAACCAGAAGUCGAAGGAGAAGAAAGAUGAACCAGAGGCAAUGGACCAGGAUUAGAUUGCUGUUCAAACUUUGGAAUUUACCAUUUCCAUCCUCAGAUAAACAUAAGAUAUACCAGAGAUUUACAAAUAAACAACUGUUUUUCUUAGCAAAAACAAUACAAGUUAUUACAGAGAUUUACUUAUUACAAAGAAACAGCUAUGUUUUGUUGCAUGGACUCCGACUGGAUUUACCAUGACAUAUUAAAAAAUUUCGUCGUUUUCACACAUUACAAUAGUCUAUGAUGUAAUUUCAACAAAAUUCCUUUGAGCGAUUUGAUAGCUUAUAGCAACUGCAUUUAUUGUUAAUAAACCUUAAUUCUUCUUCUAUAAAGUUAUAAAAUUAUGACAGCUUCUUAUCAGAGAAUUCCUGUGAGCUAAGUAGUCUUUUUGAUGUUGUAAUUUAACAAAAGAGUGUAGAUCAGCUUUGCAUUUUGUAAUAUUGAGAUGGCAAUUUGAUUACGUAUUAAAAAAUUGGAUUAUAACUUUGACUCAGUGUGUAAAGUUUGUCAAUAAAACCAAAUACAUUU